Messenger RNA from Diabrotica balteata, 3840 nucleotides. The record is from the annotation of a GenBank genome assembly. NCBI's taxonomy places the organism in Eukaryota, Metazoa, Arthropoda, Insecta, Coleoptera, Chrysomelidae.
GCUGUGAUGCAAGUGUUUGUCUUAAUAGUUCAGGAUAACAUAAUGAACAUCUGCUGUAGUGCAGUUUAUGCAAAAGUGAUGGAGAGUCUCUAUUUUUUUAUGUACUCAUUUAAAAUGGGUCAAACGUUGUCAGAACCUGUGACAGCAAAAGAUACAUCUUGCUGCCAGGAUAGUUCUUUUCGUGUUGGAUCGAGUUGUAUGCAAGGAUGGAGGAUAAACAUGGAGGAUUCCCAUACUCACAUUUUAUCUCUUCCUGAUGAUCCAAAUGCUGCAUUUUUUGCUGUCUAUGAUGGACAUGGUGGAGCCGAGAUAGCAGACUAUGCUGGAAAGCAUUUACACAAAUUCGUAGUAAAACGUCAGGAAUACAAAGAUGGCGACAUCCCCGAAGCCAUGCGGCAAGCCUUUCUCGAACUGGACUCUCACAUGCUCGAAGAAGAGUGUAUAUUUAGCAAGCCUUCCGGAUCGACAGCAAUCACAGCGCUUAUCAAAGGCGACAAACUAUUCUGCGCCAACGUAGGGGAUUCCCGAGCAGUGGCGAGCGUGAACGGCAGCGCGAGAGCUCUGUCUGAGGACCACAAACCAUCGAACCAGGCCGAGUACGACAGGAUCAUAGCUGCAGGGGGAUGGGUAGAUGCCAACAGAGUGAACGGCAAUUUGGCCUUGUCAAGGGCCCUAGGAGACUUUGCUUUUAAGAAGAACGGCAAGAUGUCAGCUGAGCAGCAGAUCGUUACAGCUUUCCCCGACGUCACCGAACACACCAUCACCUCCGACUGGGAAUUCAUCGUGCUCGCAUGCGACGGAAUCUGGGACGUCAUGAGCAACAAAGAGGUAGUCUCCUUCAUCAGAGAAAACAUUGCCACCGGCCACGAACCGGAAGAAAUCUGCGAAGAAUUGAUGAUGCGCUGUCUGGCGCCCGAUUGCCAGAUGGCAGGCCUUGGAUGUGACAAUAUGACUGUAGUUCUUGUGACCUUCUUGCACGGAGAAUCGUAUGAAAAAUUGCAGGAGAAGUGCAAGCAACCUCCCACGGAGCACGUUGAUGUUAAGGACCAGGAUACUGACAGUUGAGUUUGUUGAAGAAAAUGAUAGGAGGCUCGCUCUGGCAGAAAUAUGAAAGCUUAAGGGAAUGAAUCAGCUGUAUAGGUAUUACUGGGAAAGCUCCUUUUGGUUAGGUUUUGAUGUUUUUGGCAAACUUACAUUUUAUCCAAGUCUUUAAUAUGUUUCCAGUUUUUAACUAAUAAUACAACAACUGUCAGGUCAAAUAUCUUACUCUGAGUAAUAGUUUCUUUGGGGAAAUACUCUCGGGAUUGGGAGGAGGGCAAAUUUGAAGAAUGAUGCUCGAAUGAGAAGCAAUUUUAAGUGCACUUCGUGCAUUACUUUUUUCUUCUUCAUUUGUGAAAGUUUCUUCUCAAUUUAUCCCUUAAUUCGUACCGAUAAUGCUAUAAUAUAAUAUUUGUCAUUGAUGAUUCUUCCUUUCUAAAGAUAAUCGACGAACAAAAUAUCUUGCGUCUCCCAAAUUACUCAAUCCAAACCCUUGUCAGCUGAUGUUUGACCUUUUACCACCUGCUGUUAACUCAACUGACUACCCAUUUCGACUUCGGUGAGAAGUAGUGGAUGCACGUUUCCUUGAUUGUUGUAUAUAGGAUAAAACUCUUGUUUAUUGUCGUAAAAUAUUUGCCACAACGUUCUGUAUUGCCGACGCGAUGUAGUUUUUGAUCUACUGUAGGCGAAUACGUCAACCACUUAGAACAGAAUAAACUUAUUGCCAAAGUUUAUACAAAAUCUUGAAUAUAAUGUCGUCUGCUAUUUCACGAUCAGCAAAAACGGUUUUGUUAACUUUUUUUAUGUUUUCUGGGACACAGCUGCUGAAUUUAUGCGAUUAAUGCGUUCAGCAUAAUUUGUGUCUGUACGGCCACUGUUAAAGGGAAAUUCUACGUGCUAACCGUUGUUUCCAACGGAACAAAGCUCGAAUAAUAUUUGUAGUAUCGAGUAACUUUUGUUUGAGCGCUAUUUUUCCCAUCAGGAAGCAUUGAUUUUUCAACAUAUGCAAUUCAUUAUGUGUAAUUAUAUGCAAUUUAUUAUAAUUCACAUCCAUUAUUUUGAAAAUUGCAAAAUUAUCGUCAGUUUAACUUAUAAAAUAAUGGUCCAACAGCUCAAAUCUUCAAGGCGAUUUUGAUAGUCAUAGAUGUGAUAUUAUUGUUGCCUGCCAUCUAAAUAUCACAACCGGAUCUUAUUGAGGUUAGGUUAGGUAUGAGUGGGUGCUUAAUUCCUCUUCCACUCGACCUAAGAGAUCUAUUGUGGCUCAUCCCUAGGUUUAAGUUGUCCCUUCGGUUCAGACUUUUUAAUAAAGUCUAUUAUGGCCGUAGUGGUAGUUCUACGAAGUCAUAGGACUCGAGUUGGUAAUGCUCGAAUGUAUUGGGUCUUAUCCUGUCCAACCCUGGGUAGUUGUACAGAACGUGUUCCGCUUCUCGUCACCAGCCUGACAGUGUCCUGUUAAGAAACCUAUUGAGACUGAACCGUAUUGAGUGAUUUAGUUAUUAAUCAGUAUGAGAAGGAUACCAGACUGUAUGUAACAAAAAUUGUGCACUAUUAUCAUCAAUUAAUUUAUUAUAUUGCAUGUUGUGGCUUACUUAGUUAAAAAUACACUGUUAAAAUAACAAAAUUUUAAAAUAAUGUUCUUUUAUUUUACUUUUUUGUUAUAACAGUGUAGUCAAUUAAUUUACAUAAAAAUCCUUACCGUUUAUUUAUCUGGUCGCCCAUUUUGACACUGUGGGGCAAUGCAAGCACUUAGUAGAAGAAUUACUUUAUUUUAGUAUAGCAAUAACCGAUCUUUAAAAUGGCCUAUACUAAUUUUUAUACUAGAUAACUAUUCCCUAAUUAGAAUACUUAAGCAUUUAUUUAUAAGGUUUUAUAUUUCCACCGCCAGAGCGCGCCUCUAUCGAUAUUGUCAGAGAGGAAGGUGAUAUUAAGAGCAUUAGUAUUUAUUUGAUCCAUUUAUUGUUUGAUAGAUAAUAGAUAAUUUCUUACAAUACUGAAUUCACUUAAUAGUAGGGUGGAAGAACUAAAAAAACUUUUUGUACAAAGAUGGCCGGAAAAUAAAGACUUGAUGCUCGGUUUCCAUUCAAAGUUUUUUUUAAACAAAUAUAGUAUAGUUUUUGGAAUUAAAACUUUGCACUUUUGUAGUGUUCUGGUAGAAGCUGGUAUGUUAUUUGGUUAUUUUUUUAUGAUAUUAGAAUAUAAAAACAAGUGAUAUUGAAUAUAACUACAGUAUAAGUGUCAGUGUUGUACUCGAUUUUUAUUAGUAGUUAUAGCAGUUUCCGUUCAUACUUGUUUAAUACUGAAAACUUUGCCAAUUAGUAUCAACAACUACAACUCUUCUCCAUACUGCCAUUUUUUACCUGCGCUUUAGGCGUAAGUUUUGUAAACUAAACACUUUUUAUACCUAUAUAGCCUUCCACUCCACUAUUCGUAGUUUCACACAGCUUCCUACAGUGGAAAUUUAAGAAGUAGUCGAUAAAAUUCCUCCUAAAAUGAAGGUAUAGCAACAAAUACUGCCGUUGAUGCUUCUGUUGUACUAUAUUUGUAUUUUUUCAUGGGCAAAUAAUAAAAUCACUAUGUUAAAACCUUGUUUACACGAACAAAACUGCCCUCAGUGUAAUCAAUUCCACAGAGUUAAAUGCUUUGGUAACGUCCAUAAAGUACCGUUACGCACGAACUUUAAAUUCAUAAAAUGUUUUGUUGUCAGACCUUCAUUUCCUCUUGCAUUUACCAUAUAUUUGUAUAUUUUUGUUGUUUCAAUAUUUAAAAAAAAAAUCAAUUUUUUAGUAUUAAACUUUUUAAGAU